Brassica rapa (field mustard) is the source of this 1487-nucleotide messenger RNA. RefSeq names its product 60S acidic ribosomal protein P2-3. Gene Ontology annotation, biological process: cytoplasmic translational elongation. Gene Ontology annotation, molecular function: structural constituent of ribosome. The record is from RefSeq and is a predicted model, not a curated record. Gene Ontology annotation, cellular component: ribosome; cytosolic large ribosomal subunit. NCBI's taxonomy places the organism in Eukaryota, Viridiplantae, Streptophyta, Magnoliopsida, Brassicales, Brassicaceae.
AUUAAUUACUAAGUGUCAGUUUGAUAUUUUUUACAUAGAUUAAGAAAAUUAUUAGAAUGUGUUUAAGUUGUUAUUAAUUACACAUAUUUUGAACAAUAAUAUUUGAGAUAAAUAAAAUUAUUUAUAAAAUUAAUGCAAUUUACAAUUAAUUUUUAGUUGUAAGUAAUAUAAUUUUGAUUGAAAUUUUGAAGUGACAAUUUUUGUGUAAUACGAAAAAAUGAUAUUCCAUCCGUUUCACUAAGAUACAUGUUUUAGAAAAAAAAUUGUUUCACAAAGAUAAAUGUUCUAUUUUCUAUAAAAAAAUUUGUAAACUUCAAUAAAAUUAAUUAAGUUUAUUAAAUUAUUAUUGGUUAAAAGUUAUUAAAAUUUGAAAAUUACAAACAACAACAUUCAUUAUAGUGAUUUAAUGAGUUUUUUUAAUAAAUGUGAAAAUAAUAGAAAAUCUAUCUUUGUAAAAUGAUCGAAUACAAACGAUGGAAGUAGUUAUUAUUUUGGAUGACAUUGGUAAAGACUAAUUGGCAUCAAACUGUUGACGAAAUGUAAAUGGGUUCUGUGAAAUUGAAGUUUCUAAAAAGAAAAAUUCACUUUUACAAUAUUUCGAUCAUCAAAAAUGACUAAAUAAUUCAUUAGCGAAUAAAAAUUUUAAAGAAAUCAUUGUUAAAUUCUUUUUUUUUUUGGUUUUUAUCGUUUUGUAAUAUAUGUUGCUUAUGUAAUAAUUGAUUUUCGGAGUUUAUGUAAUGAUGUUGUAAACUCGUUUUAAUUUCAGUGAAAUUACUUUACCGGAAAAGAAAAGUUUUGUAAGUUGGUUCCAAUAUUAGUGGGCUUACAUUAAAGUUCAUUAACAGCAUGGGCCCAUUAAUGGCUUUCUUUCGUGUAACGUACGUCCGAAAAACCCUAACCCUCCUCAUUAUGGGGAAGACACUUCUUAUAAAUACACAGCUUUGCCCUAGCAGUAACACGCUUUGUUUUUCACCGUUCGUGCAGAGAAGAAGAAGAAGAAGAGGAACGAUGAAGGUUAUCGCUGCUUUUCUCCUCGCGAAACUCGCCGGAAACGAGAACCCAACCAAAGGUGAUCUGAAAAACAUCUUCGAUUCCGUUGGAGCUGAGUUCGACGAGACGAAGACGGAUCUGUUCUUUUCUCUGGUGAAGGAUCACGACGUGACGGAGCUGAUCGCGGCUGGGAGGGAGAAGAUGGGGGCUCUAUCUUCCGGUGGUGCAGCUGUUGCUAUGGUGGCUGGAGCAGGAGGCGACGCUCCUUCCGCGGCUGAGCCAGCGGCGGAAUCUAAGAAGGUUGAGGAAGAGAAAGAGGAGUCGGAUGAUGGUGAAGGCAUGAUGAGUCUCUUUGAUUGAGGAUCUGAUCUUUUAAGAUCUAAACAGCUUUUUAUUUUUUGUUUUUAAUGUGGGAUUCUAUGGAUGGAUCGUUGUUGCUACCUUCGGAUAAUUUCAAUAUUUUAAUUAAAUCUAUCUGAUGCUCGAAUUAUGACUCG